AUAGAGAUGUGUUGUGAAUUUUUAAGCCAUCAAGAAUGCUUUUACACUAUGUUUCUAGAGAGACUCGAACACUAUGGUCCUUUAUGGGCAUGGGCAUGCUAUUCAAGACGUUGCAAUUGGAUCUUGGUUUAUUUCAUGAGGCACACAUGAACGCAACUCAUGAAUUGCUCACCCAAGCGCCCUCCGUGAGAAGCAUAAAUGACACUAGCUAUAAUCUAAAAGAGGGAUAGUAAAAUGCAAAGCAUAGUAUACUAUUUACCUGGGCUGCAAAGAUUGUAAAAUACAACCCCGCGGCCAUGCAUGUCUAGAUAUUGCCACUGUCGAUCUCGCCCAUUUUGAUGCUCCAUGUAAGUCCAACAAUUGAGCUUAUAUUGUAGGCGUAGUUUAAUCCAAUCCAAGAAGAGUUUCGGAGUCAACUGAAUUGAUCUAACAUUUUGUAGCUUGACAGCUUCUUUAGCCCCGAUGAUCUUGGAGAGUGUUGAUCAUUGUGAAGAGCCCAAGUAAUGCAACACAUGGGGUUACCAAUACAUGGAUAAUAUGUCCGCUACGCCACAAGCUUCAAUAGUUCUUCAAACAAUGCUUCUUCAUUCAUCAUUGGCCAUGAAAAGAAUUGAACGUCACAUGGCCUCCUUGAAUGGUUGCUCGCUCACUUGGCUUCUCUCCAAACCACCCUCACGAGCUGAACCUACCUACACUCACUGACUCGCGAUUAUCCACAGCUACGAUCGAGCUUGUGAAACCCCUCUUUCAUCUUCCUUUAAACCAUAUCGUUGCUAUCAUCUCG
Molecule: messenger RNA, 784 nt
Organism: Trichoderma virens Gv29-8
Lineage: Eukaryota; Fungi; Ascomycota; Sordariomycetes; Hypocreales; Hypocreaceae
Exons: 1
Coding region: 36-230 (64 amino acids)
Source: RefSeq, a predicted model, not a curated record